ACAGCUGCAAAUGUCAUAUUUUUUUGCGGGGCAGAUCGAUUUGUUUUGAAGCUGUGAAAAAAGGGUCAAAAGGGUGCGGAAAAAGGUAGAAAAAGGCAGUUUUAGGGCGUGGAAUCGUCAAUAAAUAUUGCAUGCUUGAAGCGUGAAGGUGGUGCGAGAUGACAAUGUCCAUAAAGGAAAAGUCUGAGAAUGAGGAAAUUGAGUGGAGCCCCCAGAUGGAGAUUCAGCUGUUCUUCGCCUUGGAUGGGUUGAAGCCGGUCGGGAUCAACAAAUACUUCUUCAUGACAUGCAUUGCGGAUCGUCUGUCGAAGGCACUGGAUCGCGAUGUGUCCACAGAGGCCAUAUGGAGUCACCUGAAGACAAUGUACAACUUGGAUGCACUGGAUGAACUUGAGCCACUUCCCUUUCCCAAUGAGCAGAAGGAAUUCUCCCUUCCGGAUGAAUUUACCACGCUCAUCACGAAGAAGUUGCAGGAUGCGGAAGAGGCUGCCCGGAAGGCGGAUGCAGCACCACCAAAGGGGGACACGGCGAAGAUUUCCGGGAAGCCAGCAGCGGCCGUUGCAGCACCACCGUCGGGAUCGAGUAAAACGCAGCAGAGUCAGAGUCGCGAAGCGUCCACAGCAGACAAAAAGGUCGAGGCACCACCAAAGAGAGCCCCAAAACGUACACGGGGCUCAGCAUCACUCGAAUCUAGUAGCAGCCCCUCAACCACCCCGCCGCCAAUCGUCUCCAAACGACGCCGAAUAUGAAGACAUCGUCGGGCAGCUCCUGACCAGCAGCGUGGUCAGGGCAUGUGAAGAGCAGGGUGGACUAGUGAUUGAAAAUCCAAAAUUAUUCCUCAUCUCUCCCAUCUGGCCAGCGUCAUGCCAUAUAUAACCUCGCCCAAUGCAUCCCCAUUCCCGCGGAGAAUGAAGGGGCGGAUUGAGUCAGUGGCGCGCCACUUUAUUAUUCGCUUUGUGAAUCACUGUAAAUGAUUUCUUUAUUAUUAUUUCUUAAUAGUUUAAAUUACAAUCAAAGGCUAAUAAAUCCUUUUUAAGAAUUA
Messenger RNA from Lutzomyia longipalpis, 1042 nucleotides. RefSeq names its product MRG/MORF4L-binding protein (gene MrgBP). Bases 159 to 749 code for a protein of 196 amino acids. Lineage: Eukaryota; Metazoa; Arthropoda; Insecta; Diptera; Psychodidae. The record is from RefSeq and is a predicted model, not a curated record. Gene Ontology annotation, biological process: regulation of transcription by RNA polymerase II. The transcript has a single exon. Gene Ontology annotation, cellular component: NuA4 histone acetyltransferase complex; nucleus.